Salvelinus namaycush (lake trout) is the source of this 1638-nucleotide messenger RNA. RefSeq names its product zinc finger and BTB domain containing 42 (gene zbtb42). The transcript is spliced from 3 exons. Gene Ontology annotation, molecular function: protein binding; DNA-binding transcription factor activity, RNA polymerase II-specific; RNA polymerase II cis-regulatory region sequence-specific DNA binding. Gene Ontology annotation, biological process: regulation of transcription by RNA polymerase II. NCBI's taxonomy places the organism in Eukaryota, Metazoa, Chordata, Actinopteri, Salmoniformes, Salmonidae. Bases 118 to 1614 code for a protein of 498 amino acids. Gene Ontology annotation, cellular component: nucleus. The record is from RefSeq and is a predicted model, not a curated record.
GUCGAACUGAGCUCAAUAAACGACAGGAGAAGCGAACAUCUGUCCGUACAUCAUGAAAGGACGUCAGAACAUUUAAGAAAACACGGGGACAAGGAAAAUAUCUGUUAUGACGGAAGAAUGGAGUUCCCAGACCAUAGCCGCCAGUUGCUGCAGUGCCUGAGUCAGCAGCGUCACCAAGGUUUUCUCUGUGACUGCACUGUUCUUGUAGGGAAUGCACGAUUCAAAGCGCACAGAGCCGUUUUGGCUUCAUGCAGCAUGUACUUCCAUCUCUUCUACAGGGACCAGCCAGACAAAAGGGACGUUGUGCAUCUGAACAGUGACAUUGUGACAGCCCCGGCUUUCAGUCUGCUCCUUGAGUUUAUGUAUGAGGGGAAGCUGGAAUUCAACACACUGCCAGUGGAGGAUGUCCUGGCUGCGGCCAGUUACCUUCACAUGUAUGAUAUAGUGAAAGUGUGCAAAAGCAAGCUGAAAGAUAAGGAACUGUGCUACCUGGAUGAGAAGGUUAGCGAGGGGAUAGCACUGAGCUGCCUGAACAAGGAGACCUCCUCAGACAGCGAGCUGCAGAGCAAGCAGCCAGGGCCAGGCCGGCGACAGACACAGCAGCUGCCCCAGAGAGCCCCCCCGGCAGAGGAGUUUGACAUGGACAACAGCGAAGUCAGGCUGGCUGUCACAGAUUGUGAUAGGUCUGCACAGAGCAGGCAGAAGGCAAACGGUCAUCCUGGCAGGUCCCCGGACCUUGUAGGUGUCAAUUAUGUGUCAGCAGAGGCCGAGCCCUGCGUCCAAACAGCUGGAAAAACAAAAGCUGAUGUCAGUAGUUGCACAGUAUUGCUGUCCCAGAGGUCCCGGGCUUCAGUUGACAUGGACUGUGCUCUGGAUUUGUCUUUCAAGCCACUGUCUAGCAGAGAUCCCAUACACCCCUCCUACAUCUCGGGACAGCUGGCCCUCGACAGCCAGCAGCAGGGCACUGAGCCACUUGUUAAAGAUGAACACGACUUGCUGUCAGAGCAGGAGGACAGUGAGGCGAUGAGCCCGGAGAGCCAGCGCUUUGGGAAUAGUGCCAGGAGCUCAGUGGUGACAGGGUUCGCUGCCCUCUUCCCAGGCAACAACGGCUCCACAUCGAGGAGGGGGAGGCUGCUGGGGGACAGUGAGGAGGAGGAUGACCUGGCCUCCUCGGACAUCUCCACCUCCAGUGGGGUGCUGCUGCCCCCGGGGCAACAGGUGUGUGUGUGUCCACUCUGCAGCAAGGUGUUCCCCAGUCCCCAUGUGCUCCAACUGCACCUCAGCUCGCAUUUCCGCGAGAAGGACGGGGCGCGCUCCAAGCUCUCCCCCGACGGCUCUGUUCCCACCUGCUCACAGUGUGGCAAGACCUUCUCCUGCAUGUACACCUUGAAGCGGCACGAGCGCACACACUCUGGCGAGAAACCAUACACCUGUGGCCAGUGCGGCAAGAGCUUCCAGUACUCUCAUAACUUGAGCCGGCAUGCCGUGGUUCACACACGUGAGAAGCCUCACGCCUGCAAGUGGUGUGAGCGGCGCUUCACCCAGUCUGGGGACCUGUACCGCCACAUCCGCAAGUUCCACUGUGGCCUUGUCAAGACCCUCGCCAUUGGAUAAACCCCUCUCACCAGUGCCAUGAAA